Messenger RNA from Penicillium oxalicum, 1002 nucleotides. RefSeq names its product NAD(P)/FAD-dependent oxidoreductase. The record is from RefSeq and is a predicted model, not a curated record. Bases 1 to 1002 code for a protein of 333 amino acids. Gene Ontology annotation, molecular function: oxidoreductase activity. The transcript is spliced from 3 exons. Lineage: Eukaryota; Fungi; Ascomycota; Eurotiomycetes; Eurotiales; Aspergillaceae.
AUGGAUUCAAACACAUUCUUCGAUGCUCUCAUUAUCGGCGGCGGCCCGAGUGGACUUUCAGCCGCAAUGGCACUCAGCAGAGCAUGCCGGUUUGUCGCUCUUUUCGACUCCCAGGAAUACCGGAACGAGAGUGCGCCGAUGGCUCAUAAUAUCCUUUGUCAUGACGGGGAGAAGCCGGAGGUCUACCGCGCAACGGCAACGGAGCAGAUCAUGGAAAAAUACGAAACGAUCACCUUCAUCGACACAUGUAUUACUCGCGCGAGACACAUCAUAGGUGAAAAGCGCCCAUAUUUCGAACUCACAAACGAUAAGGGCCGCGUAUGGGCCGGAUGGAAAUUGAUUCUCGCGUCCGGGACCGAAGACCUUCUCCCUUCUAUCCAAGGAUACAAGGAACUUUGGGGGCGAGGCAUAGUUCACUGCCUCUUCUGUGAUGGAUACGAGCACCGCGGAGGCCAUAUCGGCUUUCUAGGGCUUGAAUGCCAGAGAGAUUUCGAGUCUCUUCUGUUGUCGUUCCCAGUAGCCAAAGACGGUGUCACCGUUUUCACCAAUGGAAAGUUGAUAAUGCCCGACGACGAAGAUACACGAAAAAUGUUCAAGAUCGCCACAGCGCGGGGCGCCAGCUUCGACGAUCGGCGUAUCCAGUCCAUAUCCCAGAGCCCAGAUGGCGUUGGAAUAUGUUUACAUUUCGCCGACGGGUCAGAUCGGCAUCUCCGCAUGCUGCUGCAUACACCACCAACUACGAACCGAGCAGAGCAGCUGAUUCACAGCCUUGGGUUGGAGAUCAAUCCCGGCCCUGGAAACCAUGUCGUGUCGAAGAGUGCCACGGGUGAGACGAGCCUUCGCGGAUGCUUCGUAGCUGGUGAUACUUCGACAACAGCAAAGAUAAUUUCGGUAGCGGCUGCGACGGGGUCACUUGCUGGGAUGGGUGCGGCCAAACAAUUGGCGCUGGAGGAAGGAUUGCAGGCAUACGAGGGGCUGUCCAACGAAAGGCAGGCUGCAUGA